Labrus bergylta (ballan wrasse) is the source of this 1218-nucleotide messenger RNA. Its product is annotated as DEP domain-containing mTOR-interacting protein. Gene Ontology annotation, molecular function: protein binding. Lineage: Eukaryota; Metazoa; Chordata; Actinopteri; Labriformes; Labridae. Gene Ontology annotation, biological process: negative regulation of TORC1 signaling; negative regulation of TORC2 signaling; intracellular signal transduction. The record is from RefSeq and is a predicted model, not a curated record.
AUGGAGCGAACAAGUAGCAUUAGGAAAAGAGCCAUGGCAAGACAACAUAAAGCUGAAGUCAUGAUUGCUGGAGAACAGCUCAGGUUGAGGCUUCAUGAUGGGAAACUGAUAAAGGACCGACGCUACCACCUGCGCACAUAUCCUAACUGUUUUGUGGCUCAGGAACUUACAGACUGGCUUGUGAGCCAUAAGGAGGCCCCUGACCGAGCAACUGCUGUGUGCCUAAUGCAGCACCUCAUUGAUCAAGACAUUGUUCACCACGUGUGUGAUAAAAGGCCUGUCUUCAAGGAUGCUAAACUGCUGUAUCGUUUCCGUACGGAUGAUGGCACAUUUCCCCUCAAUACAGAGGUGAAAAUCUUCAUGAGAGGACAUCGAUUAUAUGAUCAUCUCAUCGGAGACAAGAACUCUAUUCUAGAGCUAAGAGAAGAACAUGGUGUUCAAUAUCAGCGCUCCUUUCCUGGAUGUCAGUUAAUUGACUGGCUGCUUCAGAAUGGAGAGGCAGAGAGCCGGCGUCAGGGAAUAGAGCUGUGCCGGGCAUUGCAGGAGCAUGGCAUCAUUCAACAUGUGACAAAGAAGCGUGACUUUUUUGACAGUGGAUUGCUCUAUCAGUUCUGCAUCAAUUUUCGCCGCCGUCGCCGUCUUUCUGAGCUGUUAAAUGAAAGUGAACAAGACAACGAUGAAAGUGUUGUGGUGGCGACGCCAGGGGACAACCAUACUGAUAGUCCGUUUGUUCUGCGCAAAAGCCAACUUCAGGAGGGCAACAGUGCUUUUCAGUCCGUGGGAUCAAGUAAAGACUUAAAACAGGUUACCAGUGGGCGUCGAGGCAGCUUGAGCUCACUUCAGCUUCACACAGAUGGAUUUCCACUGCUCGUCCAGCCGUCCUCAGCAUCACUGGUGAGAUAUAAUCCUAAAUCAGUACUUCGAAGACAUUUUACAUGUGAAGAGUUACUAGCACCUGGUGCACCCUUCAUCAAGAAAGUGUUGACGGUGAUAGGAGACGCCCUGGGUUGGGGCUUUGUUAUCAGAGGCAUCGCUCCUGUUUAUGUGCAGGCUGUAGAUCCUGAAAGCCCUGCAGCCACUGCUGGAGUUAAGGCUCGGCAGUUUGUGUGCCAGGUGAAUGGCCAGUGUGUUCUCCACCUGGACUACAAGACAGUCACAAGAUUGGUGAUGACAGGAACUCGCACUGUAGUACUCGAGGUGAUGGAACCCCUAGAAUGA